Molecule: messenger RNA, 248 nt
Organism: Paramuricea clavata
Lineage: Eukaryota; Metazoa; Cnidaria; Anthozoa; Malacalcyonacea; Plexauridae
Source: the annotation of a GenBank genome assembly
AGAAAUUAGAGACUCGUUGUGACAAGAACAAGGAUUCAAAAAUGGCGAAACAAUACGGCGACGAGUACGAAAAAUUUAACGACAAAAUCGAUCGGGAAACGAGUAAUGUUAGAACAUAUUUGAACAAGAUCGCAUUGACACAAGUAAAGGAAGUGGCGACACCGGAAGUAAAUGAGGGUAGUAGUGGGUUGAACGAGGGGUCUAGUGCGAAGGGUGAACAUCGACAGUUAGAACUAAUUCGAAUUCCU